CUCACGGAUGCUACGACUGCAGGAUCGUGCUAACUGACCCCUCUGGAGUUUUCACUUCUCCGUGCUAUCCCAAUGAUUAUCCCAACAGCCAAGCAUGCAAGUGGAUCAUCCGAGCACCUCUUGGAUUCAUCAUACAGCUAACAUUUAUUGAUUUUGACAUUGAAGAAGCUCCAGGCUGCAUUUAUGAUUCACUGACAUUAGACAAUGGAGAAAGCCCAAUGAACCUUUGUGGCAUCACUGCCAAAGGAUUAUCCUAUAACUCUACUGGAAAUGAAAUGAUUGUGUUGUUUAAAAGCGACUUCAGUAUCCAAAAGAAAGGUUUUAAUGCCAGCUAUGUACGAAUUGCCGUGUCUCUGAGGAAUCAGAAAGUCAUCAUUCCCCAGGUUCCUGAUGUCGAUGUUGUGGCUGUGGCAGAGACUGUCUCAGUGCCAGAGCUUAGCCAGUUUACACUGUGCUUUGAAGCAACCAAGGGCAGCAGCGAUGACAAUGAUGACUGGAAGGUUUUCUCCUACACCGAUGCAUUGUCAAAAGAAUUCUUCAGCUUUGGGAAGACCACAAAAGGCCAUUUUCUGUCCAUCUCAGGCACGCAGUGCAUCCUUGAGAAUGCAUUGCCCCGAAACGCAGAUUUUUUCACAGGAACUUUUCGACAGCUCUGCGUGAUAGGGGAUAGCUUCUCGGGCAGCAUAGGUAUAUAUGCUAAAAGCAUCUAUCAUAUAGUGUACUGUCCAGGUAUCUUUGGCAAAGUUAUCCCUGGAAACGGCAGGCUGGUGCUGGGCUCUAACAGCAAUGAAGUGAGCUCUCUAAAUGGGGACAUUUACAACUUCCGCCUCUGGAAUUUCACCAUGAAUUCACAAACACUGGCCAACCUCAGCUGUGAUGUGAAAGGAAACAUUGUAGACUGGGAAAAUGAAUUCUGGAGUAUUCCAACUUCAGCACUGAAAGCAGAAAACAAUUUGAGUUGUGGCUCAUACCUAAUUCCCUCUUCUGCAAUUGAACCAACCAGUUGUGCAAAUCUGGGAAACCUUUGCCAAGCUACUGUAAAUGCUACUACUCCUACACCACCCACUGUCACCACUAACAUGCCCGAUACUAAUAGAAACGAUAAGCCAAACAAUGACCUGCAGGAAUUCAGACUUCCUGCUACGUUUAUCUUCAGAAUGAAGAGAAAUUCACCUGAAUCCUCCCAUACACGACCACAAAGGCACCAAGAGUCUAAGAUAGAAGGGGUAAAAACCAUAGGAAUUAUCUCAACCCCAAUUAUUUGGCCAGUGAAACGAAGGCCUCUCCAUUUCAGUAAAAACUCAGUAGAUGAGAACCCAGAGAGAAAAAAUAUGUACAACUUUUUUCUUCCAACUAUGUCCACAUCAUCCACUUCAGAGGAGACUGGCAAUAAUACUUUGGCUGCUUUUACAGAAAAAAUCAACCUAGAUAAUACUGUGAUGAAUCAGUUACCAAAUGAAAAUAUUUUGAAUUACUCUAGAAGUUCAUUUCACGGCACUUCUGAUGCAUCGGAUGCUGUUACAGAGCCUUCUGUGAAUGCAGCAAUUCCUCUUCGUCAAAGCAGAAGUCCUAAUGCAGAGGUAGCACAGACUUUGGCAGAUGGGCUGGAUCAUUCUGACUCAGAGGCAGUGUUCCACUCUCCUGUUCGCAGCAGGAGCAGCACUGCUUAUGAACACAAAAAGGAAACUGUGUGGAUUUCAUUCUCCGACAGCAGUACAACCAAUUUCAUGCAUAUAAGCAACAUCUUGGACCCUGCGAGUUGGUGGAAUGAGACCUUAUUUCAUCAUUAUAUCACCUCUGACACUCAAGACAGACAUCAUUCUCUUUCUAGCUUACCUGUGUCAGCUGCAGAGGAGAAGUCAUCAUUCCAAAGAAGUAGGCUAGAUUUUCUAGACUCCUCAGCUGAAAAUUUUUACCUGGAAGUGAUAGAAGGCAAUGCUGAUAAGGAAACAUUUUCUACAUUAGCAGCAAAUAGUGAAUUUGAGUUUAGAAGAUCUACACACAUUGAGGAACAUCACUCAGGAAACAUUACAAAUUUAACUUCUAUGGAGACUCCACAUGCAAAACCAACAACUUUUUUUCAAAACAUGAAAACAACAUACACAAAAUUUAUGCCUGAUAUCCAACUGACAGAUUCAUUCCUAGGACACAGUAGAGAACUACUGCCUUUUUCAGCACUUCUGGUAGGAACAGGCUGGACAAGUUCAGCAUUUAAGGAUGUUGUAAUGACCCUGCCUGUUUAUCAACAAUUGUUGACUGACAUACAUUUGGAAAGUGACAGCAUGUUUAUAUCUAAUAGCAAUUACUGGUCUCAUUAUUUAAAACAUUCAGUAUAUUUUCAAAAACCAAGUGAGAUCCUCAGAUAUGGAAUACUGGAGAACAAUUUGGAUGCAUUUCAUGGUAGUAAUGAAAAGUCGUCUUUAUCCGUGUUAGAGCCAGAGAACAUGAAAAGAGUCAGCAACUCUGGGGGCUCAGGUUACUUGGAUUUUCCAACAAAAUAUCUAGACAUUUCGCCUUCUUUAACAACAAGUUUCUGGACUGUUUCCUAUUAUUUGAAAGAAGAAUCUCAAGUGUUUUUUCGGGAGCCAUCAGAAAAUUGGUGGCACUCAUUUAAUAAACUGCUUUCUUCCCCAACAGAAAGAUUGCCACCCCUUAGUUCACCUGCUGACAGUAUCUCUGAACAAACAUCUGCCAUUAGAUUAUUAGGUCACAGGGCUGAAGAAACAAACUGCUCUAGUCAUUCAUCAGCUUUGGAAACACAAAUCUUUAGCUCAUUUAUUCCAGGCCUCUCAAAGAGAAUUUCAGAAGGUAAUGGCAAGACAGUAUCACAGUUGUACUCAACAAUGAACUUUGCAAACCUAACCAUGUCUUCCAAGAGUGAAUUUUAUUUUGAAUUUCCUUUGCCCUCCUUGGAAGCACCUUUGAGUCAACCCUCUGUACAGGUACAGGUAAGUCCUUUUGAUAAGAUACUUGAAAACUCCACAGAGAAAUUAAUUAUAUUUGAUAGUUUGCACAUGCAACUUAGAACUGACCUAGUAAGUGAACAAACCAAUAUGACUUUCCUAAACAAUAGGCAGCAGCUUGUUUCUAUCAUUCCAACACAUUCAGGAACCCAGUCUUCAUGGGAUAGCCAAGCUACUUUCUUGAUAAAUACACCGGUUAAGAGUUCGGUAAACAGUACAAGAACACAUGGAUCACUGAAGCCUCAAAGUCUUUCAGAAAAUGAUGCUGUAGCAUAUUCUGUUGAUAAAGCAAGAAGUAAAGUUCAAAUAGAUGCAGGUAUGCUUUUAAAAAACAUCAGUUUGAUGAGCUCUGACUUCCCUCCAGUCUCUUGGUCUUUGGAAUUAAGUCACCUUCUUCAUUCAGACUCAGAAUUCAGAGUCAGCGUACCUCCUAACAGCUAUUCCACACCUCCACUCCCACAGAGUUUUCAGAACCAUCUUGAUUCAAUUUCUCCAAGCCUGGUCACUCAGUGGGACAUAGAGUUAAGCUUGCCAGCAACUGUAACACCGAGAAGUCAUAUAACUGUUUUAGGACAAAACUCCAUCAAAAAUCAAAGGGACAAUCUGAGAUAUUCUCUAUGGGCAGUAGAACAAGAAAUCAUUGGUUAUAAUGAAGACAUAAGGAAUUCUUCUGUUCUGACAUCAACAAACGUACUGAAGCUUUCUGAAUGGGAUUCAGAAGGAGAGGUGUACGAAUCCUUUAGCAAGCACGGAGAAGGAAUGUCUUCUCUGAAUAUUGUUAGUACUCAUGCCUUGGAUUUUGAAAAUGCUGAUUAUGGACAUUUUGCAAAUCUCUCUUCUAUCUUGGAGCCAUCAAGAACUGCAGUAAUGAAUGAUGCAAUAUCUUUGCCAUCUUCAUACAGUAGAGUUGUUAUUCAGCAAAAAGAGACCAUCUUGCAGGGCACUCUGAUGACACCUGCAGCAGCAAUCCAUCACUCUUCCAUGCCAUCCCAAAUGCCAGUUUCUUCUGUAAUGUACCAUCAGUUACCAGUUUCAGCACAUGUUCAUUCCUUGGCCAAUUUACCAUUUGGGACAAGCCAAAAUACCACUCCUUACCCACCACUGAAUCAACUUACUAGUUCUUCUGCAGUCUUGUUAUCUUGUUUGUGUUACUCCACCACUGAGCUGGGCUGCCUGUGUCGACCUGAGGUCAACUACA
Nestor notabilis (Kea) is the source of this 4161-nucleotide messenger RNA. RefSeq lists its product as uncharacterized. Gene Ontology annotation, molecular function: serine-type endopeptidase activity. Lineage: Eukaryota; Metazoa; Chordata; Aves; Psittaciformes; Psittacidae. The record is from RefSeq and is a predicted model, not a curated record. The transcript has 5 exons. The annotation marks the transcript as partial.